Schistocerca serialis cubense is the source of this 1227-nucleotide messenger RNA. RefSeq names its product odorant receptor Or2-like. The transcript is spliced from 5 exons. The coding region runs from base 1 to 1227 and encodes 408 amino acids. NCBI's taxonomy places the organism in Eukaryota, Metazoa, Arthropoda, Insecta, Orthoptera, Acrididae. Gene Ontology annotation, biological process: detection of chemical stimulus involved in sensory perception of smell; sensory perception of smell. The record is from RefSeq and is a predicted model, not a curated record. Gene Ontology annotation, molecular function: olfactory receptor activity; odorant binding. Gene Ontology annotation, cellular component: plasma membrane.
AUGGGCAGUGGACGACCAGCGGGUGAGCCACUCUCCUGGCCCUCCAGCGGACGAUCGGUCCUCAAGCUCAACAUACGUCACCUAUGGCUCUUCGGAGUGUGGCCGUUAAGUAAUUCCCGUCUUUUCGAUCUGUACGUCGUCUUCGUUUUCGCUCUGGGCGUCUGGAACUUCGUGGAAGCUUCGCUGGCUGUCUUCUUCAGCUGGGGAGAUUUCGAGGCCACAACGUUGGUGCUAACCAAUACCUUUACCAUGUGCAGCGGCACUUUCAAGUUGGUCUUCUUCACACGAGACCGACAGCGGUACAACAGUAUGGCUCGUUCCGUCGAUUCGCUGAUGUUGGCCCAGAGGGAGCAGUACUCCAGCGAUCCUGCGCUGGAGAAUAUCGUUCAGAGGUCCCGCAGGAGAGCGACUCGCCUCACGUUGGGCCUGCUGCUCUUCUUAGCUUCACAAUGCCUCCUGUGGUUCCCAAUGCCUCUAAUCGCUCACCCCGGUGAGCGGCGCCUGCCCUUUGCGCAGCAUCCCUGGGACAACACCACCAGCUACUACCAGCUGUCCUACGUCAUCCAGUGCGUGACGGGCACGUGGAUGGCCGAUGUCAGCAUCGGCGUGGACUGCCUGUUCGCGACCAUCAUGAUACUGGUAGCUUCACAGCUAGAGGUGCUCGCGCUGAGGAUCAAGAAGCUGAGGGUGGACGAGAGUGGAGCAGGCGAACUUCACCGAAUGCAGAGCGCAUCUGCCGUCGUUCACGACAAAAUGUACAGCGACCUGUGCCUUUGCAUCGAAAGUCAUCAGGAAAUACUCAGGUUCGUCAGGCACUUAAAUGUUACCAUGAGCCCAAUGGUAAUGACGCAGUUUGUCUCCAGCGUCCUCGUCGCCUGUCUGUCGUUGUUCCAGGCAACAUACAGCACUGAUGUCACUGCAGUUAUUAAAUGUGUCGCGUUUCUCCCCAUUCCCGGAGGCCAGGUGUAUCUCUAUUGUUGGGCUGCUCACCAUAUAGCAGAACAGGCGGAGGCGGUCUCGACUGCAGCGUACUGCUGUUCUUGGGUGGACGCGAGUGCUCGCUUCAAGCGUGCCCUAAGGAUCCUCAUCUGCCGCGCCCAGAAACCGCUCAUUCUCACAGCGGGAUACAUCUACCCGAUCAACAGGGGCUCCUUUCUUUCGCUGGUGAAUGCCUCCUACUCUUACUAUGCGCUACUGGGUCAAAUAAACAACCGCUCUGCAAACUGA